Messenger RNA from Guillardia theta CCMP2712, 764 nucleotides. RefSeq lists its product as hypothetical. The transcript has 3 exons. Lineage: Eukaryota; Cryptophyceae; Pyrenomonadales; Geminigeraceae. Bases 412 to 693 code for a protein of 93 amino acids. The record is from RefSeq and is a predicted model, not a curated record.
AUCGUGGAACAUGCCCUGGUUUUCUUGUCAAACUUUGACCAGACCUUGUUAUUGGAGGUUUUCACGCCACUAAAAGGUACUCUAUCUGAGAUAUCAAGCAAUAUGCUCGCAACUUGUUGAAUAGAAGACAACUGUGGCUGCCUUGCCGUAGCAAAUCGUCUAGUCCCACGUUUGCAAUGGCGCUUGUUCUGUCUAGAGUAAUGUCUCGUCCCUUCAACUUGGUAUGAGGUCGACGAAUUGCUUUUCUCGGGCCCUUGCAGCUCUCUGUUUUGAGAGUGAGCUGCAAAUCCAUCUUCAUAUUCUCUGAUCCAUCCAGUUGUACCGCAAUCAUCCACUUCGCACACGAAGCCCAAAUGUGGAUCUUUCGCACAAAGUGACGAUGGAGAAGCAGAGGCCACACUUUGGGCGACCAUGCUCGAGGACCUGAACAGUUUGCUGACGCACGCCUUGUUCAAUCACUCGCAGGUUCAAGAGUUGGAUCAGAAAUCGCAAUGGGUCUACCAGACACAACCGGAAGCCUGCUUGCUUCAACCCUUGGAUGAUCCUUUCAAGCGCACCGAGGCUCUGUGGCACGAUGCAACCCCCAGCGAACAAAGUAACGAGGAGAAGGUUUUCAACACAGCUGCGUCGAUGAGCACCAACAGCACAAAUCAACAAGGGAAGAAGAUCAACAGUAGGAAUGUGAACUUAUAGCAGCAAUCUCGUCACUUCAUUGUUCAUUCCUCUUCGCAUCCACACUCUUUCCCAUGUGCUCCCGCCAUAAA